Venturia canescens is the source of this 3072-nucleotide messenger RNA. It is a transcript of the gene Akt, whose product is annotated as Akt kinase. The transcript has 7 exons. Gene Ontology annotation, molecular function: protein serine/threonine kinase activity; ATP binding. Gene Ontology annotation, biological process: protein phosphorylation. The record is from RefSeq and is a predicted model, not a curated record. The coding region runs from base 599 to 2230 and encodes 543 amino acids. Lineage: Eukaryota; Metazoa; Arthropoda; Insecta; Hymenoptera; Ichneumonidae. Gene Ontology annotation, cellular component: nucleus; cytoplasm.
CAUGCGUCCCAACAACAAAAUUUUCAUGUGAAUCGGCCCAUGCCCGUUCUCGUGCGUGUUGGUUUUCUUUCUACUGUGUGCGCGCUCUGCGCGUUUAUUCUUUUUUGAGGCGUAAAUGAAGUUUGCCGAUCGUAAUUUUCGCGGACCGAUAUAAUAUAGGGGUGUAAAACAAGUAUAUUUACGAUCGUAUUGAAAGUGCCAAAAUUUGGAUAAGCCCCACAUGACUGUGACGUCGGAGAGAAUCACUUAUUUUUUGCCUUUUUUUUGCACAUCGUGAAAAUAAAACCUCAUUGAACGAAAAAGAAAGAAAAAAGACACUUCGCUUCUUGUUUAUUCGUCGUCAUUGCGUGUCGUCGCGCAACAAAACGGCGAUCGUUGAUCUUUGCACGUUUAUUUUCCUUUUUUCUCCCUUGCCACCCCCUCCCCGCACCUUCCCUCCCCGCCGUUGUCCGAUUCAUAAAUAAAACGUUGUUUACCCGAACUUAAAGACGAUUUAUAUCAUUUUUAAACACAUUUUUUCUCCCCCUAAUUGUCUAAGUUCGACAAAAUAAACAAAUAUAUAUAUAUAAUUGAUCCCGCGGACGACGACGUCGGGGUCAUGGGGGACGCAACCAUGGGCGCCGUGGCGUCCGGCGCCAGUCAGCAUGUCGUCAAAGAAGGCUGGCUCCAAAAACGCGGGGAGCACAUAAAGAAUUGGCGAUCGCGCUAUUUUGUACUUCGAGAUGACGGCACGCUAGUUGGUUUCAAAGCAAAGCCGGAUCAACAAAUGGCGGCUGCUGCGCAGCCGCUAAACAAUUUCACUGUCAGAGGUUGUCAAAUAAUGUCGGUCGACCGACCAAAACCUUUUACCUUUGUCAUAAGAGGAUUGCAGUGGACCACUGUUAUCGAAAGAACGUUUCAUGUAGAGACGGAACAAGAACGGGAGGAUUGGGUCACCGCCAUAAGAUACGUCGCCGACCGUUUGGCCAGCGAGGAACAGCAGCAUCAGCCACAAAUGCAAAUGUCAUCGUCCCCGGAGGACAUGGACAUGGAAUCAGCUGGUGGCGGACGAUCGGAUUCGGGCAGUUCGCUCGGCGUCGUUUCCGGUGAUAUUGAUGGCGACGGUAGCAUCGACGAACUUUCGGCGAAGUUCAGUGUUCAGGGAACCUCCAGUAGCAAAAGUUCGGGGAAGAAAAAAGUCACACUCGAAAAUUUCGAAUUCCUCAAGGUUCUUGGAAAAGGAACUUUUGGCAAAGUUAUAUUGUGCCGAGAAAAAGCCACUGGACAUUUGUACGCUAUUAAAAUAUUGCGAAAAGAAGUUAUUAUAAGGAAGGACGAGGUAGCUCACACUCUCACGGAAAAUCGGGUUCUCAGAACCACGAAUCAUCCGUUCCUAAUAUCCCUAAAGUAUAGUUUUCAAACGGCCGAUCGUUUGUGUUUUGUAAUGGAAUACGUCAACGGUGGUGAAUUGUUCUUUCACCUGAGCCGUUCGAGAGUAUUCGGAGAGGACAGAACAAGAUUUUACGGUGCCGAAAUAAUAUCGGCACUCGGUUAUCUUCACUCCCAAGGAAUAAUAUACCGCGAUCUCAAACUCGAGAAUCUACUUCUCGACAAGGACGGUCAUAUUAAAAUUGCGGACUUCGGUCUCUGCAAAGAAGACAUCACUUAUGGAAGGACGACAAAAACUUUUUGUGGCACGCCGGAAUACCUUGCUCCUGAGGUUCUCGAGGACAACGACUACGGACGUGCGGUCGACUGGUGGGGCGUAGGCGUUGUCAUGUACGAAAUGAUGUGCGGUCGUCUUCCCUUCUACAAUCGUGAUCACGAGAAAUUGUUUACCCUUAUUCUCCUCGAGGAAGUCAGAUUUCCAAGAAAUAUAACGAAUGAAGCGAGGGACAUGUUGGGAGGUUUAUUGAUAAAAGAUCCAAACAGAAGAUUAGGCGGCGGUCCAAACGACGCUAAGGACAUAAUGAAUCACGCAUUUUUUUCAUCGAUCGAUUGGUCGGAUUUGGUGCAAAAGAAAAUUCCACCCCCUUUCAAGCCUCAAGUAACAUCGGAAACGGACACGCGUUAUUUCGACACAGAAUUUACGGGGGAGAGUGUGGAGUUGACGCCGCCGGAUCAGGCGGCGAUUUUAGGCAGCGGUAGCGGUUUGAAUUCGAUCGCUGAGGAGCAGGAGCAUUUUCCACAAUUCUCUUAUCAAGAGAGUCAUUCGGCAGCGACAUCGUCGAUCGUGUCGAUCAAUCACUGACACUCGCUGACGAUUCGAGCUGAGAAAAAUCUUGAAAAAAGUCGUUGAAAGGAGAAAAAGUUAUGGGAGGAAAAACACACACAAUUACGACGUUAUUCUCGUUCGUACGUGCCAAUUUUUUGGCGGGACACUGCAGGGGCUAAAAUGCAAAAAAAUGAAAAUACAAUUACACAAGAAAAUAAUGAUACGAACGCGAUAAACAAUGUUCCAAGAGAGGAAUUAAGAGUCUCGUUUGAAACGACUUUUUGUCAUCGAUUUUAAUCGGUGCGAAAGGGAAUUAAACUAUUAAAAAAUAACAAAAUGAGAGAAACACGAGGAACAAAACAAAUCGAAUUAACACUCGUCGGAUAUAUUUGUUUGGAAUGAAACAGUUAUCGGCCUUCGAGACGCUUGUGUGGUGCAUGUUUACAUUUUUUAAAACAUAUCUCAAAGUGGCAGACUAAGUCGUUUUACACAUUUUUUUUCACCCAAAAAUCAUCGUUUUACAGAAUUAAGCUGCUCGUAUGUCAUUAUUAUAACUGCAUUGAUAAUGCAUUAUUUUCGAAAAAAUUUUAUUGCAUUUCCAUUCAUUUCCGUAAUAAAAUGUACCGAAAUUUUUUCUAAUUACGAUAUAUUCAGAAAUUUAAAAAAAAGAAACAAACUUUUCGAAAAUUUCGUUUUGAAAAGCAAGCAACGUUUUUUCCGUCGUCGAUGCUCAAAAUCAAAAUUCGUAAAACUCCGAAAACAGUUGAAAUUUUUUAAUAUUAUCUCAAUCCCCAAAACUCCAGUGAAUUUUUUAGCUGUUCAAAAAUGUGUAAAACGUCGUUAAACUCAUCGGGUAAAGGUGAAAAUGGAGAAAAGAG